Molecule: messenger RNA, 1192 nt
Organism: Lycium ferocissimum
Lineage: Eukaryota; Viridiplantae; Streptophyta; Magnoliopsida; Solanales; Solanaceae
Product: protein translation factor SUI1 homolog
Exons: 2
Coding region: 557-913 (118 amino acids)
Biological process (GO): translational initiation
Molecular function (GO): RNA binding; translation initiation factor activity
Source: RefSeq, a predicted model, not a curated record
AAAGUCAUCGUGUAGACAAAGUCAGAUCAGAAUGUUUAGAACAUCUACGUGUUUGCUUAAUUGUGUAAUCUUAUCCCUUUGCUUAAUUGUGUAAUCUAAUCCCUACCCAAUCGUUUCUAUAAAAAUGGAGCCUCGUUCCUUUCUAGUCCAAAAUAUCGAAUUACAUUCAUCAAGCUUCGUUAAUUAGCAUCCCAAGUUCUCUUGCAGUGAAAUUACCAGCAUCAAAUUCAUAUGUGCGCAGAAGUUCUCAUAUAGAAACAUACAUGGUCGAUACAUUUAUAAUUAUACUUUUUUACAAAAAGUUUUAAGUUUAUUUUAAUCAUUUUAACCAAAGAAUAGCUUAUAACAUCUUUUUACCAAACAUAUCAACUGCUUAUUAAUAGUUUCUUAUUUAUAAAAUCAACACUUAAAAUAAAUCAGCUCUCUUAAAACUUAUAAGCUAUUUAUAAUCAGCUAAUCUUAACAGCUCUAAAUCAGAUAUAUUUUCAAUUCUCUUGCAGUGAAAUUACCAGCAUCAGUUUCAAAUAUUCACAGAAGUUCUCAUAUAGAAACGUACAUGGUCGAUUCAAACGUGGAGAUCCCAACAAGAUUCGAUCCAUUUGCUGAAGCCGAGGAAUUUAGCACCCGCAGAGCCAAGGAGUAUGUGCAUAUUCGCAUACAACAAAGGAAUGGAAAGAAAAGCUUGACAACAAUUCAGGGUUUAAGGUUGGAGGGUUUAAGGAAAGAGUACUUGAGUUUCGAAAAGAUCCUUAAAAAUCUCAAGAAAGAUUUGUGCUGCAAUGGCAAUGUUGUGCAGGACAAGGAGCUUGGCAAGGUGAUACAGCUCCAGGGAGAUCAGAGGAAGAAUGUUUCUCAGUUUCUAGUGAAUGCUGGGAUUGUGAAGAAGGAUCAGAUCAAGAUUCAUGGUUUUUAGUUAUUGCAUAUGUGUGGAUUUAUUUUUAUAGGUGUUGUGUCUGAAUUCAAAAACAAUCUAUACUGGCAGAGGUAAGACUGCGUACGCACCGCCCUCCGCAGAACCUACUUGCGGGAUUCACUGGGUGGUGUGUGUGAAUUGUGUGAGGAUUGAGCUGUUUCCUUUUUCUUUAUUUUUUCUUGUAUUGCUCAUGAUCUUGUCAUCAUGUCAUGGGUUCCUUUGUGAAUUUUAGCUGCUCUUUGUUUUUCAAUAAUAAACUUGGGCUUUCUUUAGCUGGAA